AUGUAAGGAAUACAAUUUGAAAGCAUAGGAUAUUCAAAAAUAGCUUGUUUGAAUUCUUAAUAAUUUCAUUAAUUAAUAAAACAAUGUCCAAGAGAAUUUUAGAAAUAUAGAAUGUUAAUUGACACUAUUAUACUUCAUAAUGAUCCUUAUUUAACUAGUAUUUGUUGUUUUGGAUGUCGUUAAGCUCAUGAAAUAACAUAAUGUCCAUUUGUAAAUUACAAACCUAAUAAAUAUUUGAUAAUUAAUAGUUAUAAAUUUCAUAAUGAAUAGAGUAGAGUAUCUGAUUUUAAAAGAGUAAUAAUCUUUUAUAUUUAAUUAGGAAAUUCAUAGAAAAAAAAGGAAAAUUAUUAUAAAAUCUGAAGAUAAUUAAGAUGAUUAUUCAGAAUCCUUUGAAUCAGAAGAAAAAGAUAAAGUGGAACCUUUUAAUAAAAUACUCCCAUCAUAAAAUUCUUCAUCAAGUUCAAACAAUAUUAAUAACCCAAUCAAUCAAUUAGAAAUAAGUUCUGUUCCUUAUGUGAGUUAUUCACAUAGUGGAUAGACAUUGUAUUCUAAAAGAAUGGAUUCUGAUAAUUUUUUAUCAGUUCAAGGAAUUAGUAGUAGUAAUAGUAGUAGAAAAAUAAUAUAAAAUGAAAUAAAAGAAAUAGGAUAGUCUAAAUUCUAAAAAUAUAGUUAAAAAGAAGAAAUGUAAGGAUCAUCUUUUUAAUAUAAUCCUUUAUAAAGAAUUUAGGAUAGUAUAUUCCAAAAUAAAAUAAAAUAUCAUAAAAAUAGUACAGAUAAAUAAACACAAUUUUAGAAGUAUCCAACAGAUAUUCAUUAAAAAUAAUAAUAAAGAGAUUUAAGGAAAAAUUAAACAAUGAUGAGUAAUUAUUCUAUAAUUGAAAAUCAAAAAUAAAGAAGAACAUCAAUUGAAGGUAAUUUUUUGUAAUCAUUUGAAAAAAUUAGUCAAUUUGAUGACUAUUUUCCACAUUACAAUCUAGAUUAAUAAAUAAAUAAUUAUUAAAGAAUUUAAUCAGUUAAUAAAGAUAGUAAUUAAUGA
Messenger RNA from Paramecium pentaurelia, 1036 nucleotides. The record is from the annotation of a GenBank genome assembly. NCBI's taxonomy places the organism in Eukaryota, Ciliophora, Oligohymenophorea, Peniculida, Parameciidae.